Messenger RNA from Closterium sp. NIES-67, 340 nucleotides. The record is from the annotation of a GenBank genome assembly. NCBI's taxonomy places the organism in Eukaryota, Viridiplantae, Streptophyta, Zygnematophyceae, Desmidiales, Closteriaceae.
UUGGUGUGUGUGCACAUGGGUGCAGAGGCGUCCGGCAGUCUAACCAUCCGGCAGCGGCUGGACAUUCUGAUCGGCACGGCGUGGGGGUUUGAGUACAUGCACAGCUUCAACAUCGUGCACCGUGACAUCAAGCCCGCCAUCAUCCUCAUCACCGCCGACAUGCAGGCAACGAUAGCAGACUUUGGGCUAGUGAAGCAGGAAGAUGGGCCGGGGCACCUGUCGGUGCCGUGGGUGAUGGGCACGCCGGGCUAUAUGGACCCUGCAUACCUGCUCUCACAGAAAGCCACUACCGCCACUGACGUCUACAGUGUGCUGUGAAGAGCAUCACGGACCACCGCUG